AAAUAAGUAUUGACAUUUCACGUUGAAGUGUUGUUUGGAGGUUAUGUGCAUGUUUAUAUUCCUUCUUUUUUAGACUAUUAAAAAUGGAAGUAGACCUGCCUAGUUGCGUCCAAGCUAGACUUAAGUCCGACACUGGUGAAGAGACAGGAAGUCCUUUAGAUCUUCCUCUAAAUAUAACUAGAGAUCAACUACAAUUGAUAUGUAAUGCUCUUUUACAAGAAGAAGACAAGCCAUUCUUAUUUUUUGUCAAAGAUGUAGAAAUAACUAACAGCCUGAAAGAUGCCCUUGAUAUUGAAAGUUUGAACUCUGAAGAAGUUGUUGAAAUCAUAUACCAGCAGCAAGCCGUGUUUAGAGUUAGACCAGUUACCAGAUGCACAAGUUCAAUACCUGGCCACGCAGAAGCAGUGAUAUCAACAAGUUUCAGUCCCUCUGGGAAGCAGCUGGCUAGUGGUUCAGGAGAUACCACUGUAAGAUUUUGGGACCUAAGUACACAAACACCACUGCAUGUAUGUAAAGGUCAUGCCAACUGGGUUCUCUGCAUAAGUUGGUCACCAGAUGGAUUGAAAUUAGCUUCAGCAUGCAAGCAAGGCAGAGUGAUGCUAUGGGAUCCAAGCACUGGCAAUCAAAUUGGAAAAACUAUGAUAGGGCAUAAACAGUGGGUUACAGCACUUAGUUGGGAACCUUACCACAGAAAUCCAGAAUGUAGAAAACUGGCAAGUUCAUCUAAAGAUGGUGAUGUCAGGAUAUGGGAUACAGUUACGUGUCUUACAAUAUUAAGUCUCACUGGACACUCAAAAGCAGUCACUUGUGUUAAAUGGGGUGGCAAUGGUCUUAUCUACACUUCAUCUCAGGAUAGGACAAUUAAGGUGUGGAGAGCUGAUGAUGGAGUACUCUGCAGGACUUUGGAAGGCCAUGCUCACUGGGUGAACACACUGGCGUUGAGCACUGAUUAUGUACUCCGCACUGGGCCUUUCCAUCCAGUCACUGAUCAACAAUUCAAUGUUGAUGACAAAGCUACCCUCCAACAGCGUGCCCUGGAAAGGUAUGAAGCAGUGUGCGGAAAAAGCGAUGAGCGCUUAGUAUCAGGAUCGGACGAUUUUACACUGUUUCUUUGGUUACCUGAGAAGGAGAAACGUCCUUUAGCCCGAAUGACGGGCCACCAACAGCUCAUUAAUGACGUCAAAUUUUCGCCAGAUACAAGAAUUAUAGCAUCAGCAUCAUUUGAUAAAUCUGUGAAGCUAUGGGAUGCGGCCACUGGUAAAUUCAUAACAACACUAAGAGGACAUGUACAAGCAGUGUAUAUGGUGGCAUGGUCAGCUGACUCAAGACUUCUGUUGAGCUCUAGUGCAGACUCUACUUUGAAAGUUUGGAACAUGAAAAUAAAGAAGCUGGAGUUAGAUUUACCUGGACAUGCUGAUGAAGUGUUCGCAGUAGAUUGGUCACCUGAUGGAGCUUAUGUAGCUUCAGGAGGCAAAGAUAAAGUGUUGAAAUUAUGGCAGCACUGAAUAAGGACAACAUUUUCAUUGAAGUACAACUUUAAUAAUAUAAUAAACUUGUUACAAUAUUUUUGAUAAAAUAAACGAGUUUCACUUAA
This is a messenger RNA of Helicoverpa armigera (cotton bollworm), 1594 nucleotides long. RefSeq names its product notchless protein homolog 1 (gene Nle). Gene Ontology annotation, cellular component: nucleolus. The record is from RefSeq and is a predicted model, not a curated record. The coding region runs from base 84 to 1505 and encodes 473 amino acids. The transcript is spliced from 10 exons. Gene Ontology annotation, biological process: Notch signaling pathway; ribosomal large subunit assembly. Gene Ontology annotation, molecular function: protein binding. Lineage: Eukaryota; Metazoa; Arthropoda; Insecta; Lepidoptera; Noctuidae.